Molecule: messenger RNA, 1827 nt
Organism: Penicillium maclennaniae
Lineage: Eukaryota; Fungi; Ascomycota; Eurotiomycetes; Eurotiales; Aspergillaceae
Product: IQ calmodulin-binding motif protein
Exons: 6
Coding region: 1-1827 (608 amino acids)
Molecular function (GO): catalytic activity
Source: RefSeq, a predicted model, not a curated record
AUGCUUUCGUGGGAUAUAUACGCACUUUGCAAACAAUCGCAGACUGUUACUUCUGAGUUGGCACGACAGCCAUCCCAGUGUCCAGCAGCGGUCUUCAAAAAGCUUUACGGAAAUCACCAUCAUGUCUUGUCGAUAUCACGGGAUACUUUUAAAGGCCUUUCAGCAGAAGAGUUCCACGAGAAGAACAAAUUGCAAAGAGCGCAUGCCUGUGGGAACUGGGGUUCAUCAGAGCCAAGCGAGCUAUUCCUCCAUGUCUACCACGAUGCGCUUUGUACCUUAGAAAAAAACCCGAUGGCUGGUGUUGUCUCACCCCCUGUGAUGGGCAGCACAGGUGUCCUUCCUCUAACGAUUGUGGCACCCUUACCUGAUCUUUGCCGUCACCUAGCCAACUGCAUAGUGCGAGCGAAGCACGAAAUCUUCUUAGGAACUAAUUUCUGGAUUCACUCGGAUGCAGCGACGCUGGUCACAAACGCAAUCCGAGAACUGUCUAAAAGAGCUGGGCAAGAGGAGAGAAAGGUCAUUAUGAAGAUGGUCUAUGAUCGCGGCGAUCCGCGUCAGGUUUUGGAGAAUCGGUUGAAUGUUUCUGAAGACCAAUACACCAGCGAAAAAGUUAAACUUCCAUCUGCUAAGGAGAUUCCCAACGUCGAUCUUCAGGUCAUCAAUUUUCACCGCCCUGUCUUUGGAACAUUUCAUGCAAAAUUCACGGUGAUUGAUAGGAAGAUAGCUCUGUUGCAAAGCAGUAACAUUCAAGAUAACGACAAUCUUGAGAUGCUGUCUCAUAUUGAAGGUCCGAUUGUUGAUGGUUUCUAUGAUGCAGCUCUGCUCUCAUGGGGCAAGCCACUAGAUCCACCAUUGCCAUUAUUAAGCACGCCCGCGGGGACUCCGCAGUGUCCAAAUUGCAAUUCAGAUUCCACCGAGGACGUUUGCGAGGAUGCAUCUCGAAGUUUGUUGAAUAUGCCUCAACAUACCACAAGCGAAGAGAAUUACGACAUCGGCUACGAAGAUGAAGCACAGCGGGUGAACAGUAGUACGAUCCCACGAGGAGAGGAAUCUCCAACCCGCGCUGUGACACGACACUUGAAUACAACAAUUCAGCCUGAUACGCUGGGUGAUGCGCCAGACUCUGACCAGGAGCCCCGAAUGACUCCCUAUAUCGUGCUACCUCCCCAUGGACCUGUGCCUAUGGCUUUGAAUGCCGCGUGGCUUGCUGCAAUCAAGCAUGCUAAACACUCAAUCUUCAUACAAACACCCAAUCUGAAUGCGGAGCCACUCCUAGAGCCAAUGAUUGAAGCCGUUCGUCGCGGUGUAAUCAUCACCGCCUAUCUAUGCCUUGGCUAUAAUGACGCUGGCGAGUUACUGCCAUUCCAGAAUGGAACAAACGAAAUGAUUGCGAACAGGCUGUACAAAGCACUUGAAUCCGAAGAAGAAAAGGCCAGGCUCCGGGUUCAUUACUAUGUUGGCAAAGAUCAAACUCGACCGAUCCACAAUUCAUUCAAAAUGCGAAGCUGUCACAUUAAGCUGCUGAUUGUUGACGAGCAGAUUGCGAUCCAAGGAAACGGAAAUCUCGAUACACAGUCCUUCUUCCACAGUCAAGAGAUUAAUAUACUGCUGGACUCACAGCUAAUUUGCAAGCAAUGGCUUGGCGCAAUCGAUAGGAACCAGAAUACGGGAAAAUAUGGUGCUGCGAGUAGCAAAGAUGGUUGUUGGCAUGAUCCGGAAACCAAUGAAAUGCCUCAAGGGUCUAUCGGCACUGACCCAGGACGAUUGAGCUGGGCAAAGGGUGUUGUUGGUGCCGUGAAGCGAGUGCGAGGCGUGGGAGGGUUCUAG